Molecule: messenger RNA, 1546 nt
Organism: Sipha flava (yellow sugarcane aphid)
Lineage: Eukaryota; Metazoa; Arthropoda; Insecta; Hemiptera; Aphididae
Product: mitochondrial ornithine transporter 1-like
Exons: 2
Coding region: 245-1123 (292 amino acids)
Biological process (GO): mitochondrial L-ornithine transmembrane transport
Molecular function (GO): L-ornithine transmembrane transporter activity
Source: RefSeq, a predicted model, not a curated record
CGCGCCGUCGGUGCACGAGUUGACCGGUGGAGAAAAACGUUCGCUACCGCGGACUAUAUUAAGGCGAGCGGCCGCGGCGAAACGAAUCAAACGAGAGAACACACCGUUCGUCCACUCGUACCGUUCACGACACGCUUUUCGUCAACUCGUAUCGCUCGGGAGACUGUUGGUCCACUCGCACGGCACACCGGACGCUGUUCUCGACCUUCCUCCUCCUGUCACUCGCGCCCGCCGUCGACAAACCAUGAGCUCCAGUGACGGUCUGACCGACAUGCUGGCCGGUUCGCUGGCCGGGGCGGCCGUCGUGAUGGUCGGCCAGCCGUUGGACACGGUCAAGACCAAGCUGCAAACGUUCCGCGGCCUGUACGCGAACUCGGCGCAGUGCCUGGCGCACACGUACCGGACGUCCGGGUUGCGCGGCCUGUACGCCGGCUCGUCGCCCGCCGUGCUGGCCAGCGUGGCCGAGAACUCGGUGCUGUUCGCGUGCUACGGCUUGUGCCAGCAGAUGGUGGCCGCGGCCACCGGGGCUCACGACGCCAAGCAGAUGGACGCGCUCAGCAACGCGGUGGCCGGCUGCGCCGCGUCGUUCUUCUCGUCCGUCGUCCUGUGCCCCGCCGAGUUGGUCAAGAUCAAGCUGCAGGCCGGCCGCGAACUGGCCGAGUCCCAGGGAAGACGGUUUCGCGGCUCCGUCUACAAAGUCACCAAGGACAUCGUGCGGAACUACGGCGUGAACGGUAUGUUCCGAGGGCUGACGAUGACGGUGGCGCGCGAGAUGCCCAGCUACUUCUGCUUCUUCGGCGUGUACGAGGCGGUCCGGGAGUCGCUGAAGCCGGUCGGCCGGAGCCGCGACGACUGUGGCCUGCUGGCCACCACGGCGGCGGGCGCGGCCGGUGGCAUGCUGCUGUGGACCGUCACGUUCCCGGUGGACGUGGUCAAGUCGCGCAUACAGCUAGACGACGCGAUGCCGACCCGGGGCUGGACCGUGUGCAUGAUGCGCGUGUACCGGGCCGAGGGCAUGUCCGCCCUGUACAGCGGCCUCGCGCCCACCCUGGUCCGGUGCGUGCCCUCGUCCGCCGUGCUGUUCAUCGUCUACGAGUACACCAAGAAGCUGUUCGACCCGUAGACCGCGGCCACGGCCCUGUUGGCGCACCGACAGGAUGACGGUUUGACCGGGUCGGAGGGACUGCGACGGGUUGGUUCCGACCCCGCGCAACCCGGUUGUGACGUCCACGCGAACCGACCGAACGCCCGCGUUUUCCCGAUCACGUCCGACAACGAUGCGCGUGACGGACCGCUACACCGAUUCUUGUCGUCCCACGCGUUUCCCGGAAACGUCGACGCUUUACCGCACCGCAUCGGUGGCGCAUUCCACAUCGUUGAUAAUCCAAUGAACACUAAAAAUCUGCAAGAAUCAUAACGUGCACGAACCAACGUGCCACUGGCGUAACAUCGUUGUAUUAUUACAGUUCAUACAUUGUAAAAAUGUAUAUAUUAAUAUUAGGGCUGUGAAUUUAAAAAAAGGUUCAAAAACCUUAUAAAAUGCAUU